This is a messenger RNA of Protopterus annectens (West African lungfish), 2075 nucleotides long. Its product is annotated as zinc finger MYM-type protein 1-like. The coding region runs from base 203 to 2008 and encodes 601 amino acids. Gene Ontology annotation, molecular function: protein dimerization activity. The record is from RefSeq and is a predicted model, not a curated record. The transcript has a single exon. Lineage: Eukaryota; Metazoa; Chordata; Ceratodontiformes; Protopteridae.
AGUAUUUUGUUUUUGUUGCAAACUCUUCAGCAGUACUCAUUUAGUUGCCCUGUCUAGUACAGGAACAUGUGACUGGAAAAAUUUGGGCUAAAAGCUUGUAGAACACGAGCGGUCAGUGAAACAUAAAGAAGCUGCUGCUAAGUGGAGUGACUUGCACUUGAGGCUUAAGAAUAGCUCCACCAUUGAUCACCAUCGUGAGAACAUGAUUAAGUCUGAGAGAAAAUACUGGAGAAACGUUUUGGAAAGACUUCUUGCAAUCUGUCAGUACUUGUCCCAACAUAACUUGGCAUUUAGGGGUAGUGAGGAUCGACUCUUUACAAGUGGUAAUGGCAACUUCCUUGGGUUAGUGCAGCUGUUGGGCAAGUUUGAUCCAGUAAUACAAGAGCAUCUUCGUCGGAUCAGUAAUGCCGAGAUCCAUGAUCACUACUUGGGGAAAACCAUUCAGAACGAGUUGAUAAUGUUAAUAUCGAAGUCUGUCAGAGACUCUAUUUUGCAAAAGAUAACAAAUGCAAAGUACUACUCUAUUAUAUUGGAUUGCACUCCUGACUGCAGUCAUCAGGAACAGAUGUCACUGACUGUCCAUAUUGCUGAAUGCAAUGAAAGUGUGGAAGUUAAGGAGUACUUCUUGUCCUUCCUCCAGGUUACUGAGACUACUGGGGGUUUUCUGACAGACAUUGUGUUAAAUGAACUCAAAAGUUUGGGAGUUCCCCUCGAAAACUGCAGAGGCCAGGGUUAUGACAAUGGCUCUAAUAUGAAGGGGAAACAUUCUGGUGUUCAGGCAAGAAUCUUGGCCUUAAACCCACGUGCAUUUUUUGUACCCUGUGGCUGUCAUAAUUUCAAUCUAGUAAUUGGUGAUGCUGCAAAGUCUUCUAUAGAUGCUGUUACAUUCUUUGGUAAUCUGCAACAAAUGUAUACUCUGUUUACAUCCUCUACUCAGAGGUACAAAAUAUUUUGGGAUAAUGUGUCUGGUCUAACUGUAAAGCCACUGUGUGAGACCAGGUGGGAGUGUAGGGUAGAAAGUGUGAAAGCAGUGAGAUACCAAGUGGGUGCAGUUUAUGAUGCCUUAGUUUCAGUGGCGGAAGUUACAAAAGGGAAGGAUCCUAAGGCAUAUUCAGAAGCAGCAUCACUGAGCGGUACAAUGAAAAGUGCUAAGUUUUUAAUAGCGAUGGUAGUCUGGUAUGAUGUAUUAGUAAGGGUUGGACAAGUCAGUAAACUUUUACAAAGCUCAUCCAUGCAGAUUGCUCAAGCAGUUCUUCUGCUUGAAGAACUGAAAAGGUUUUUAACAGAAUACUUGGCCACAGGGUACGAAAAGGCAAAAGUGACUGCUACUGAGCUAGCUGAAGAACUGGAGGUAGAACUCAAAUUUCCUGGUGCAGAUGAGGUGAGACCCAGGAAAAAGAGGAAGCUUUUUGGUUAUGAAGGUGAUGAUGAGUGUCUAACUAGUCCUGAACAGAAUUUUAAAAUCAACUUUUUCAACUCUCUUGUUGAUGUUGCACUGUCAUCUGUGCAGGACAGGCUCACUCAACUUGCAGCUCAUAGUGCUACUUUUGGCUUCCUCUACAACAUACAGGACCUCUGUAAUGUUUCUGAUGAUGAGCUAUUGCAGCUCUGUAAAGACUUGCAGAAUCUUUUAACGCACAAUGACUCUGCUGAUAUCGAUGCAGUAGAGCUGUAUGAGGAAUUGAAAACCCUUUGCCACAUUAUGCCAAAGGGAUUAUCAGCACUGGAUGUCCUUAAUGUAAUGAAAAAGCGUGGGUUAGUGGAGAUAUUCCCACAGGUAGUGGUAGCUCUACGCAUUUUGUUGACUUUGCCAGUGACAGUUGCAUCUGGGGAGAGAAGCUUUUCCAAACUCAAACUAAUUAAAACAUACUUAAGAAGUACUAUGCUACAGGAUAGACUUGUGGGCUUGGCUAUGAUUUCUAUUAAUAAUGAAAUAUCUUGCCAGAUAGACUCUGCUGAUAUAAUUGAUAGAUUUGCUCAGUGCAAGGCAAGAAAAGUGCGGUUUUAGAAAGUGGUUAGGUAUGAAUCUAACAAUGUGCAAAUUUUGUAUGACUUUACAACAGUUGUAAGCAGAA